Messenger RNA from Lutra lutra (Eurasian river otter), 4382 nucleotides. RefSeq names its product acid sensing ion channel subunit family member 4 (gene ASIC4). Gene Ontology annotation, biological process: sodium ion transmembrane transport. The transcript is spliced from 10 exons. Lineage: Eukaryota; Metazoa; Chordata; Mammalia; Carnivora; Mustelidae. The record is from RefSeq and is a predicted model, not a curated record. Gene Ontology annotation, cellular component: membrane. Bases 2054 to 3673 code for a protein of 539 amino acids. Gene Ontology annotation, molecular function: ligand-gated sodium channel activity.
GGGGCACUGUCUGUGGUCACUCAGAGGUUCUGACUGCUAACUCAGCAGCUGCUUCCUGUGCUUCCCCACUUUCCCCUCUGGGAUGCUGCCAGAAGUAGCCCUGACCCCAGGGGUCUCCUCUUCCUGGCUGGGGGAGCCGACUUGGGGAAGCCUAGCCGUAGCACCCCCCACCCCCGCAAGCUACUUUGAGGAGAGGCUGGGGACCACCCCAGCAGGGUGCCAAGCAUGGCCGGGGCUCGGGGUUGGUGGGCUCCAUUCUGGGGUGACCAGUGACUGAUGAGGCCUGACCUGGCCUUGUAGCCAGAGUGAGCACUGAGUCCCUGCUCCCCAGGGUAGCCACCCCUCCUCGGGGUCCAGGUGGGGGCUGCGACUGGCAGGGCAGGCCUGACGCAGGGGAGGGGUGGCCUCUGGGCAACGGGUGGACCUGGGGCUCUAAUCCCCAGCAGCUGCCGUUUCCCUCAGAUCGAUUUCCUUCUCACUUUUUUUUCAGCUGCUGGUUCCGCGGCUCGGAUCGAUGGAGCCGCCUCCCCCCGCCCCUCUGAGCUUCCUCUCCCUGCUGCUCAUUAGCGCCCCGAUUAAUCAGCGCCCUCCUUUCGUUUAGGGACAAGGGCUUCCUCCCCCCGUGAGGGCUCACGUUCUCACAUGGGCCCCCCAGAACACCAGCGGCUCACUGUGACCACCCAACCCCAGGAGCACCAAGGCAUUUCCUCCUGGGCUGCCAACAGGGGCCCCACCCCUGCCUGUGAUAACAACCCACAUGCCUGCUUCUCCUCCGCAAACCCACAGCCACGCCAGGGCUCUCUCCACCCUACCGUGCCCGUCACCCUCCGCUUCUGCUUCUGGGAUAGGACUCCCUCCUGGUCAAGCCCACACAUUUCUCCUCCCUCCCAAAUCCCCAUCUGGGCUCUUCCUCUCUCUCCAUUCCACCCUCUCCUCCACCCAUCAGAACUCUUCUCUGCUCCCUGGCCUGUUCACCCCCUCUCCCCCAACCCCCAGCCCGGCCUGGCAAGAGAUUUGGGAUGUUUGGAUUAGCCCAGUGGCCACAGAUAUGCAAGUCAGCCAGGGCGUUCCUCUGCCCCAGACCCAUGAGUGACUGAGUUUGGGGGGAUGGUAGGGGGCGGCCAGAGCCCCGGGGCAGUCAGGGUUAUGGUGGGUGUUGAAGUUGGGAGCAAGGCUCCAAGGAAGCCAAGAAUCUUGGUGGAGUCACUGUUGCCCCCUUUUCUGUCUUGCCUGCUUCCUCUGCCCUCCCCUCCCUCAUUCAAACAAGUGGCUCUCCCAAGGAGUUUCUGGAAGCUGCUCUGAGUGGGGUAGUGGGGGCAGGUGGUGGCUGGGCGCUGGAGUCAGGAGUCAGGAACGUGGGGGAUGGAGUUGGCUGACCCUUCCUGGGGGCGUGGUCCCGAAAAGUGGCAGAAUGAGCGAGGACUCUGGGUGCAGAUGUCUCCCCUGGGUGGCCUGGCAGUGGGGCCGUCUGGAGACCCCACGAGUGCCUAGGCUGUAGCAAGAGUUUGGGGACAGCCCAAUGAGAUCUAGGGCAGGGGCUGGCGAUCCUUGUCCUGGGCCAGUGGUGGGGGCUGCCCCCCGCCCCUGGCCUGGCUCCUGCAGCCAGUGGCGCCGGUGAAACGCUGUUGACAUGUCCUGAAUUAUUAAGCAUGGGGUGGGCUCCGGAGCACAUGCUGAGCGGAGUGGCUGGGGCUGCGCGGCGUGGCGGAGCAGCGCUCACUCCCUCGCUCGCUCGCUCGCUCGCUCGCAGGGACACACGCAGGGGCUGACAGCUGUGCUGGUGCUGAUAAGGGAAGCCACAAGGAGACGAUCGAGGAGAGAGACAAGCAGCGGCAGAGGCAGCAGCAGCACAGGCAGCACCAGGGCUGCGGAGCUGCUGGGAGUGGGAGUGACUCCCCCACCUCAGGCCCCCACCCUGUCCCCGUCCUCCUCCCGCUUGCCCUGAGUUUAGAAGAGCAGCCGCUGCCACCACCGCCACUCGGGCACUGUGGUCUGCCAACCAGGGAGGGACAGGGGCAGGGAGGCUCCGGCCAGUCCCAGCAGCCGGGGACAGAUGCCGAUCGAGAUUGUGUGCAAAAUCAAAUUCGCAGAGGAGGAUGCGAAACCCAAGGAGAAGGAGGCAGGGGAUGAGCAAAGCCUCCUGGGGGCGGCACAGGGGGCAGCAGCCCCCCGGGACCUGGCCACCUUUGCCAGCACCAGCACUCUGCACGGGCUGGGCCGGGCCUGUGGCCCAGGCCCCCACGGACUGCGCAGAAGCCUGUGGGCACUGGCCCUACUCACCUCACUGGCCGCUUUCCUGUACCAGGCUGCCGGCCUGGCGCGGGGCUACCUGACCCGGCCUCACCUGGUGGCCAUGGAUCCUGCCUCGCCAGCCCCAACAGCGGGCUUCCCGGCCGUCACCCUCUGUAACAUCAACCGCUUCCGGCACUCGGCCCUCAGCGACGCCGACAUCUUCCACCUGGCCAACCUGACAGGGCUGCCCCCCAAGGACCGGGAUGGGCACCGUGCCGCCGGCCUGCGCUACCCGGAGCCCGACAUGGUAGACAUCCUCAACCGCACCGGCCACCAGCUCGCAGACAUGCUCAAGAGCUGUAACUUCAGUGGGCAUCACUGUUCCACCAGCAACUUCUCUGUGGUCUAUACUCGCUACGGGAAGUGUUAUACCUUCAACGCUGAUCCACAGAGUUCGCUGCCCAGUCGGGCAGGGGGCAUGGGCAGUGGCCUGGAGAUCAUGUUGGACAUCCAGCAGGAGGAAUACCUGCCCAUCUGGAGAGAGACAAAUGAGACAUCAUUCGAGGCUGGCAUCCGGGUGCAGAUCCAUAGCCAAGAGGAGCCCCCCUACAUCCAUCAGUUGGGCUUUGGUGUGUCCCCAGGCUUCCAGACCUUUGUGUCCUGCCAGGAACAGCGGCUGACCUAUCUGCCCCAGCCCUGGGGCAACUGCCGGGCGGAGAAUGGGCUCCGGGAGCCCGAGCUUCAGGGCUACUCAGCCUACAGUGUGUCUGCCUGCCGGCUGCGCUGUGAAAAGGAGGCCGUGCUUCAGCGCUGCCACUGCCGGAUGGUGCACAUGCCAGGCAAUGAGACCAUCUGCCCGCCGAAUAUCUACAUCGAGUGUGCCGACCACACACUGGACUCCUUGGGAGGGGGCUCCGAGGGCCCGUGUUUCUGCCCUACUCCCUGCAACCUGACUCGCUACGGGAAAGAAAUCUCAAUGGUCAGGAUCCCCAACAGGGGCUCAGCCCGGUACCUGGCGAGGAAGUACAACCGCAAUGAGACCUACAUCCGGGAGAACUUCCUGGUCCUUGAUGUCUUUUUUGAAGCCCUGACCUCCGAGGCCAUGGAGCAGCGAGCAGCCUAUGGCCUGUCAGCCCUGCUGGGAGAUCUCGGGGGACAGAUGGGCCUCUUCAUUGGGGCCAGCAUCCUCACACUACUGGAGAUCCUGGACUACAUCUAUGAGGUGUCCUGGGACCGACUGAAGCGGGUGUGGCGUCGUCCCAAGACCCCUUUGCGGACCUCCACCGGGGGCAUCUCCACCCUGGGGCUGCAGGAGCUGAAGGAGCAGAGUCCAUGCCCAAGCCGGGGCCGCGCUGAAGGUGGGGGAGGCAGCGGCCUGCUCCCCAACCACCACCACCCUCCUGGCCCCCGAGGAGGCCUCUUUGAAGACUUUGCUUGCUAGGACGGUGCUGUCUAAAAAGACCCAGGGGUCUGGGAACCCUCCCAGUAUCCCCCACAGUCUCCUCCCUCCUGGGACACAAGGCCUGGGGGCAGCCCGAGGGAAGGGGGAGAGGGCAGAGGGCGGUCCUCACUGGGAGGGUGGGGAUUCAGUUCAGGCUCUCACCAGCUCUGGCGCCAGCUGCUUUGCACAAGGGUUCUUGUCCGCCCCCCCCCCAACCCUCAGGCUGGUGCCCAGGGAGGGCUGGAGGGGAGGGAAGGAAGAGAGUGAGGGAGGUGGAGGAAGGGGCCCACCCUAGCAGGGGUGGAACCCCCUGUACAUUUGUAUAUAUUUAGGGAGGACAGGGUGGGGGUGGGGGAACAGAUGUAGAAGGUGGGUGGGGCUAUGGGGGUGGGUGAUUCAGGGACAGCCAGAGUCCCAGCCCUAGAAUGUCAGCAGAAGGAGAACCCCGGGGACUCAAGAGUGCUGGACUGGUUCUACUUCCUUUCCCUCUCCAGGCCCAGCUCCCCUUUUGGCAGGGGGACUGGGUGGCCCAGCAGGCCUGGCCCAGCUCCCAAUUCCCCCUGCCCCAACCCCACCUUCAGAGUCUCCUCCACAGGGAGCAGGCCGACCCAUUAGACCUUGGCUGAGCUUGGGGGUGGGGAAGGGAGCCUUCUCGAUGGGCCUCUCUGCCUCUGGUCUGGUUUUAUAAAGAGCUGACGAAACUGAGAAU